AUGAAAGACGGGCAGGGGGAUCUCACCCUGGAAAAUAUUGCGAACGUGAAGAUUAGGGCAUAUCGAAAUAAUAGCAUUUAUGGAAAUGGCAAAGGGGAGGAGGGAAAGAAGGACAAGGGUGAGAGCUUCUACAGUGUGUACAUUUUGACGUACAUAAAGCACAUCGUAAGGAUAAAGGCCAACUUAGCCCUGCACGGGGGGCUCUACAGCAACUACUUUGAGAAAUAUGAGGAGGAGUCCAUCUCGAAUAUCAUGUUGGAGAAUUUGCUCUCCAAGGAAGGGUGCGGCACCCCGAAAGGUAACGGCAAGCAGGGUGGCGGUGCCAAACAAAGCGAAAGCAAUAACCCGAAUGGAAAUAAACAACAAAGCAGAAGCGAAGAAUCAAAGAGACAGGCUAAUCAGGAGGAGCACAAGGACCUCAACUACUCCAUCAAGGAGCUCCUGAGGAAACUGAUCAAGUCGUACAAAAUCAGGGAGAACAAAAUUUUUCUCGUGACUGGAAUGCUGGGUUGUGGAAAAACGACCUGCGUAAGUUUGGCCAUCGAGUACUUUAACAAAUAUUUACAAAUAGAAAAGAAUAUGAAUCGGAAAAAGGACAAACGGAGUGUGGGAUUCCUUUCAGCCGAUGAAAAUGUUAACAAGAAAUUGUACAAGAAGACCCCGUAUACCGUGAAAAGGUACCAGAAGGAGGAGGUCUCCAGUAACGAGUCGUCACCGGAGCAGACGAGGAAGAAGAUUAAGAUUAACUGCGAUGAGCCACUUUUUAACUUUACCCCAAAGAAGGGGCACAGAAAGGGUGGCAUGAAAAGUAGCAUGAAAGGUGGCAACCAAAGUUCCUCCACAGGCGGUUGCACGAACCAGUACUAUGAGAAUAUCCCAUCCGAUGAUGGAGGGAUGGAGGGGACUCCACACACCUGGGACGAAAGUGAAGCCAAAAUGAAUGCACAACAAAUUAACAUGAACAUAAAGAACAUAUUCGAAAACAACGACUUAUCCCCCUUGAGAAAAAAUACAAACAUACGGAAUAAAAUACAGUUUGAGGAACUCCUGAAGGAGCAUAAUAAUUUGCCCCAAGUGGAGAAACAGAGUGAUAAUGACAACGCCGAGUUUAAUGAAAAAUAUAAAAAAAUUGUAGAAGAAAUAAAGGAGGAAGAAAAGGAACAGAGGUGCAUUUACACCAUCAGAAUCAGUGCAUAUCUCUACAGAGAUGAUGUGCAAUGUAUUAGGUCCAUUCUGACCCAGCUUCAAAAUUAUGUAGACGAAACGGAUUCCAAGAUAGAAGGUAAUUUGUUACUAAACGAUUACAUUAUCAAGUUGGAAAAAUUACUCAUCCAAAUAAAUAAUGAAAAAAAACAAACUCUUCUCAUCAUUGAAAAUGUAGAAAAAUUUUGUUUACAAACGAAGCAAAAUCUUCUGUACACUCUCUUCGAUUUAUUACACAGAAAAAAUAUUUGCAUUAACAUUAUUUGCCUUACCAAUGUUUUGGACAUAACCCAAACUCUGGAAAAAAGAAUAAAAUCCAGAUUCACAUUUGAGAUGCUUCACAUAUCUCCCAUUUUGAACAUUGAUGAAAUUUCUAAAUUGGUUUACAAAAUAUUGUAUGUCAAUUUGGACGACUUCCAUCUCAUUAAGAAAUACUACUCUGUUUAUUUUACCUAUGUAGACUUGAUAAAGAUUCAGAAGUUCUUGCAGAUCUAUAAUUCCACUAUGCAGAAGGAAAUAGCUGAUGAGCUUCUCCUAAAACAAUGGUCGUACGAUAUUAACUAUGGACUUGAUAUCAGACAUAUCUACCAUACUUGUGUGGAUGCCAUUUUGUCCAUAUGUGAGUACAGACAUAUUCUUAGUGGAGAACGGGGCGGAGAUGGAAACCGUCAAGAAGGUGAGUUUAAUGACCACCGCAAAAAUCCCUUGCAGAAGAACGCCCUCCUGGAUGACCACUCAGAAAAUACUUCUUCAGCAUCUGAGCAGGGAGAAGAAUACUUCAAGAAGGAAACUUCCAAUUCGAUAAAUUGUGAAGUGAAUCUGCAUGCAGAGGGGGAAGACUCCCUGUAUAACCACUUCUUGGAGGGAGAACAACUACGAGAAGCCUCUCCAAUGAAAGGCAGGGGUAGCAGCAUGGAUAACCAUGGCAAAUUAAGAAGCGAAAAAUUGGGAAUUUUCUCCAAGGAGAAAAAAGCUAACCUGGAAUACCUUCGAGAACAGCGACCAGGAAAGUUAGACUGCACACCUGUUAAAAGAAACUUCCAUCAAGAUUUUGCAGGGGAGGGAAAACCUGGAGGAGGUCGAGAUGGACAAUUCCAUCUAGACAUGAAUAUGGACAUGAGUCCAAGGAAGUUAAAGGAAAAUAUUAAAUUAAAAACCAAAGUGGAAAGUCAAUACAUUUUAAACAACGUACAGUCCAAAUUCAUUAGGAGACACUAUAUUAAAAAAGUGCUGCGAGAUUUGUGCACUAUUGAAUAUAUGAUUCUAUGUGCAUUCACAAGAUUGUACAAGAAGGAGUUACUUCCUAAAACGUUGUAUGUUAUCUUGCUGGAAAUUAACAAAUUUAAGCAAGCCUAUCCGCAGGAGCAGAUUGUUGGUUUUUCUCUGGAUGCGUACAGACGAUCCUUCUUUCGCUUGGUAGAUCUGGACAUUAUUACUCUGUCUUCCUACUCACUAAGUCAUUUGAAUAUUAAAAAUUUUAGUAACGACCUGUUUGGUCUACAUGAGCCGACCAAGUUUCCUUGCUACGACAUCUUCCUUGAGAACAUUGAGUCAUAUAAUUUAAACCACAACUUGAUUCAGUGGGUGAAGCACAACACGGAGGUGAUGCAGUGA
Messenger RNA from Plasmodium knowlesi strain H, 2817 nucleotides. Its product is annotated as conserved protein, unknown function. Gene Ontology annotation, cellular component: nucleus; nuclear origin of replication recognition complex. The record is from RefSeq and is a predicted model, not a curated record. NCBI's taxonomy places the organism in Eukaryota, Apicomplexa, Aconoidasida, Haemosporida, Plasmodiidae. Bases 1 to 2817 code for a protein of 938 amino acids. Gene Ontology annotation, biological process: DNA replication initiation; DNA replication. The transcript has a single exon. Gene Ontology annotation, molecular function: DNA replication origin binding.